Pimephales promelas (fathead minnow) is the source of this 2035-nucleotide messenger RNA. RefSeq names its product GDP-mannose pyrophosphorylase Aa (gene gmppaa). The record is from RefSeq and is a predicted model, not a curated record. Gene Ontology annotation, biological process: biosynthetic process. Gene Ontology annotation, molecular function: transferase activity. Lineage: Eukaryota; Metazoa; Chordata; Actinopteri; Cypriniformes; Leuciscidae.
CUUCAGGAACUGGAACUGUCGCGUUGUGUGAUGUCUGUUGGUCAUGUUGAUUAACUUGGAAUUGGAUAGAUAAAAUAUUUUUCUUGUAUUUUUUUAUUAUUAUUUUUUUUCCACGUUGAUGCAAUAAUGUAAGGACAUUUAUGCAACAAAGUGUUUUUCUGAAGGAGCUUGUGUAACGUUAACUUACAUCUUGCUCAGCCCUUACUCGAGUCUAAAGUCAACAAUAUUUUCUAUAGCUUUUUGGUUUUGUCAUAUUUGUAUAUUUAAGAAGCAAGUAAGCAUGCUGAAGGCUGUCAUUCUUAUCGGGGGUCCUCAAAAAGGGACCCGGUUUCGCCCUCUGUCGUUUGAGGUUCCCAAACCUCUUUUUCCAGUGGCUGGAGUGCCAAUGCUGCAGCAUCACAUUGAGGCCUGUUCUAAGCUUCCGAAUAUGAAGGAGAUCUUACUCAUUGGCUUUUAUCAGCCCAAUGAAGAACUUAACAGAUUUUUGUCAUGUGCCCAACAAGAUUACAAAAUAUCAAUAAGAUACCUUCAGGAAUAUGCUGCUCUGGGCACUGGAGGAGGAAUUUACCAUUUCAGGGAUCAGAUCCUGUCUGGCGGUCCAGAGGCAUUUUUUGUCAUGAAUGCUGACGUGUGUUCAGAGUUUCCUCUGCCAGAGAUGCUUGACUUCCAGAAGGAGCACGGAGACGCUUACAGUUUCAUAAUCCUCGGCACCACUGCCAACAGAAAACAGUCCCUGAACUACGGCUGCAUGGUUGAGAAUGAAAAAUCUGAUGAGGUCUUGCAUUAUGUAGAGAAGCCCAGCACAUUUGUGAGUGACAUAAUCAACUGUGGAAUAUACCUGUUCACUCCAGAGAUAUUCCAGCACAUCGGAGAAGUUUUCCAGAAGAACCAACAGGACAUGCUGUUAUAUUCAUAUGAGGGAGAAGAGCAGUCCAACGGCUGGCAUCGGGCAGAGGUGAUCCGUCUGGAGCAGGACAUCUUCACUGCACUGGCAGGACAGGGCAAGCUAUAUGUGUACAAAACAGACCGCUUCUGGAGCCAGAUCAAAUCUGCAGGAUCUGCAAUCUAUGCAAGCCGGUUGUAUCUUAACCAGUAUCACAAGACCCAUCCAGAGAGGUUAGCUACCAAUACAGAUAGAGGGCCGAAGACCAGAGGGAAUGUUUAUAUACAUCCAACUGCCAACAUUGAUCCAACUGCUGUAUUAGGUCCGAACGUGUCCAUAGGAACAGGAGUAACCAUCGGUGCAGGAGUUCGUGUGAGGGAGUCCAUCAUCCUCCAUGGUGCUACUUUACAGGAUCACAGCUGUGUGUUGAACAGUAUUGUUGGCUGGGGCAGCACUAUUGGCAAAUGGGCCAGAGUAGAAGGGACCCCUAGUGAUCCGAAUACUAAUGACCCGUAUGCCAAAAUUGACAGCGAGACACUUUUCAGAGAUGGAAAAUUAACACCCUCCAUUACAAUUCUAGGCUGCAAUGUAAAUAUCCCAUCUGAGGUCAUCAUCCUCAACUCCAUCGUCCUGCCACAUAAAGACCUCAACAGAAGCUUCAAAAACCAGAUCAUUCUGUAGUUUAAAUUUAUGGCAUUUGCGUACAAAUCUACACAAAACAGAUCUUUGAAAUGAAUCCUUAAUAAUGGAUGAAUCAUCUGAAGAUUCAGUAGUUUUCAUGGAAAAAUGUCUGGUGCUGAAUUGUGCACAUGUCAUUGCUACAGAAAAUUGCUGUCAAUAUGUUUCUGAAAAGACUUGUAUUUUAUUUGCAGCUUGUUGGCUCCCUUGUGUCAAUGAAAUGCCAAAGAAAGGUGCAAAAAGGCAGUUUAUUUGUGCACUCUGUUACCAUUUUGUUCUGGUAUUUAACGCGUCAUGUAAAAAAAAUAAAAAUAUGGUAAGAGUAGACAAAUGGUAAAAUCUUGUAAUUGGAUACAAGUCGUGUUAGUAAUUGUUUUGAAUAAUUUAUGUUUUUGUGACUGCUCUCUGUAUGAAAGCACGAGCACAGUGCAAGAGUUAGACAUCUGCAAUAAAUUACAUUUUGAUUAAGUCGCA